Molecule: messenger RNA, 2098 nt
Organism: Brienomyrus brachyistius
Lineage: Eukaryota; Metazoa; Chordata; Actinopteri; Osteoglossiformes; Mormyridae
Gene: mrpl1
Product: mitochondrial ribosomal protein L1
Exons: 9
Coding region: 621-1616 (331 amino acids)
Source: RefSeq, a predicted model, not a curated record
UUGAAGUUAUUCUAUAUUUAACUAACUGUAUUUACUAGAAUAGAAUACUAAAAUACCCUUACCCUGUCCCGUGACCAUGCAAAGGACAAGCGGGUGUGGAAAAUUGAUGGAUGGCCGUUUAUGUGAAUAAAAUACCAAAUUCCCAAUAAAACCGAAGAACACUUUAGUAUAACGCACCGAGUAUAUAUACUCACCAUAUAAACUGUAACUUGCUGAGCUAUAUCGCUUUAUUUAUAUUGGAGUAUGCGCUACAUCUUCAUAUAAAUGAUAUCCUAUAUAAAUAAUACGAUUAGCCUUUUAAAAUAACAGGCAGACUUAUCAUAUUUAAGGAACAAAAAACAUACAUGCAGUUUGAGGAUGGAUAUGUCCCUAAAUGGCAUUGCUUGUCAGGAAGACCUAUGGAACUAACAAUUCUAUGGACGAUAUAUAUUAUAUGAUAUUUCCAUGUCUUUUCCUAGACAAUUCCAGUUAUUAUAAUAACCGCUUACGGCAAUUAUGUAUAUUUUUUCAUCAGUAUGUGAGAUGAACUCCACCUGAUUUGAGUGGCAACAGGAACUGAAAUGUAACGUCCGCAAACACACACGGGCAUAUUGCAAAGUAACACCCAUCAUAUUUACAGCAUGGCGGUCUGUAUCAGGCACGUUGUGAAAGUCGUAACUGGGAGCCAUAGAUGUCUUCUGGCCAAUGCUGGUCAUUCUUUGACUAGCCUUCCAGAGCCAGGAUCCAGGCAUCUUGCUGUCAGGACAUUUGCUGCAAGGACAGCAAAAAAAGAAACUGUACCAAAUAAUGUGAAGCGUGGAAAAGUGGAAAAGCAGAAAACUGUGGAGAAAGUAGAGAGAAAAAUUGACAAUACAAAUCGGCAUAAACCAUAUGGUCUCACCGCUUGGGAACCAGUGGAUGACGUGUAUCUAGUGAGAUACUACCCCAGGCCAGUCUAUGAGGUCGGCGUGGCCAUCAACAAGCUGAAGCAGUUCCAGCAGCUGGAUUUCACGAGCCCUCAACAAAAUGUUUUCCUGGACCUGAAGCUUGACAUGAAGCUGGAGAAGAAGAAAAAAGUGGACGUUUUUGUUAGUACAGUUCAGCUGGCACAUGCAGUAAAUUCCGAUGAUAACAAGGUUGUCGUCUUCACAGAGAAUCCCAGGGAAGCCGAGGCGGCCAGAGCGAAUGGAGCAGCGUUUGUAGGUGGAGUGGAGCUUAUCGAAGAUAUUUUGGAAGACAAAAUAUCGGCCGACUUUUACGUGGCUGUACCAGAAAUCGUCAGUCGGUUGCUGCCUUUGAAGAAUAAACUGCGGAAGAAGUUUCCCAAGACCAAGAGAGGUAGUGUUGGAUCAAACAUUCCCAAAAUGCUUGAGAUCUUUAAGAAGGGCCACGAGUACAUGGUGGAGGACGAAUGCUAUGUCCGGACGAGGAUCGCAACGCUCGACAUGCCGGAGGAGCAGAUCAUGGCUAACAUUGAAACCGUCAUCAAGGACGUGUGCUCCCACAAACCAGCCAGCUUCGGGCCUUUCAUUGAGAGGGCUUUGCUAACGAGCACCACAAGCGAGGCCCUGCUCUUCGACAGCGGACCCUUCAUCCCGAAGCUGAAGGAAGACGAGGCAGAGGAAGCCAGGGCUUAAUGUGUCGGCUGCAGUGUAAAGACAAUGCAGUAAAACGUGCGUGACUCUAAUUUGUGAGGCCCUGCGUUUGUCCUGUUUGUUUUGAAUAAUACACAGAGGCUUGGAAAAAGGCAAGGAAUAACUUAACCUUGUUGACUGCAUCAUGUGACCUGAUGUGGCCCCGGACGUUGAAUGACAAGUUCAAAGUACUUUGGCAUGUAAAUCAGCAGGCUUCUUGCACCCUCUAGUGGAUUCCUAAGUACCAUUCGCAUAUUUAUGUAAAAAUUCUGGUUUUCACAUUCACUAAUAAAAUGUAUGCUUACUUCACAUCAAGUACACAUUUUGGUUUGGCAUAUCUGUUGUUAUUAAGGGACCCACAGCAAAACAGCUGGUUUAACCAUGUGCCCAUGCUUGAAGUUUGUCUUACGGAUGACCAUUAUUUCCUCAUUAUUUUCUUACACUGUCCGUCAUAGUGGACUUCAAAUAAAAUCUAAUUUUAAACA